Messenger RNA from Debaryomyces hansenii CBS767, 3423 nucleotides. RefSeq names its product condensin subunit (gene YCG1). Bases 1 to 3423 code for a protein of 1140 amino acids. Gene Ontology annotation, biological process: mitotic chromosome condensation. Gene Ontology annotation, cellular component: condensed chromosome; condensin complex. The transcript has a single exon. The record is from RefSeq and is a predicted model, not a curated record. NCBI's taxonomy places the organism in Eukaryota, Fungi, Ascomycota, Pichiomycetes, Serinales, Debaryomycetaceae.
AUGACUACAGAGAAGCCUACUCUAACAUCGAUCAAGAAGAUCAAUGAUCUUGAUAGUAUAAGAAAUGCGAUGGCUCAUGUUUUUCAGGACGCCCAACUAAGUUUAUCGGGGCAUAGAAAAUUGGUAAUUGUCUUGAAGAACAUACAACAACGAGCAAUUAUGUUGGGGUAUGAGGAAGGAUUUAUAUUGAAAUUUGUUAAACUACUCAAUAAAAUAUUAUCCUUAAAAAAAGGGGAGCAGGUAGCGGAUAGAGUUGCCAAAUUUUGCUCUAUAUUUGUUUCAGCUUUAUAUAAGGAUGAGGAAACUUUGAAAGAGAAAAAGAAGAAUGAUAAAGAAGGCGACAGGGAUAUGUCAUCCGACAAUUCAGACUCUGAUGAAGAAGAGGAGGAGGAGACAUCAGCUGGAAGGUUUGUUGAUUAUUUAUUGCGUCAUUUAUUAAGAGGUAUUCAGGCUAAAGAUAAAAAUGUACGUUACAGAGUGGUUCAGUUGUUGGCUUAUAUUGUUAAUUAUAUUGGAGAGAUUGACGAAGAACUAUUCAAAGCCUUACAUUGGUCGUUAAAUCGUAGGUUAUUUGACAAGGAAGCGAAUGUGAGAAUUCAAGCAGUAGUUGCCAUAUCUAGCUUCCAAUAUAUUAAUUUACCUGAGGAAGGGGAGUAUUCAGUUGAUAAUCAAGUUAAUAAGGCUACCCAGAGCUUGUUGAUAGCUAUCCAAAAUGAUGAUAGCGCGGAAGUAAGGAGGGCUGCGUUGUUGAAUUUAGCUAAAAAUGAGGUUACUAUUCCAUUUCUUUUGGAACGUGCAAGAGAUGUAAAUUCCAUAAAUAGAAGAUUAGUCUAUUCUAGAAUCAUAAAAGAGUUAGGGGAUUUCAGAGAUAUUGAUUUUCAUUUAAGAGAGAAUCUAUUAAAAUGGGGGUUGAAUGACAGAGAUGAGAGUGUUCAGAAGAAUGCAAUAAAAAUGUUUAGUAGUAACUGGUUAGAUAUCGUUGACAAUGAUUUGAUUGAAUUGAUUGAAAAUUUGAAAGUUGUUGAUAGCGAUAUUGCUGAUACUGCGAUGAUGACUUUUUAUAGGGAAAGAGCAGAUAAAUUAGCCAGCAUUGAAAUCACGGAGAAUACCUGGAAGGAAUUGACGACUGAGAAGGCAUUUUUAAUACGAACGUUUUAUGAACAUUGUAACGAACACAAUUUAUAUGACAUAAUUGAGAAGAAUUUUCCAGAAUCUAUUGAGUUGGCUGAUUUACUAUACAAGUACCUCAAUUUGAGAAAACAAAUCAUAGACUCAAAUAAUGAACUCAUUGAAAAUUACGAAUCGUACAGAUCAUCUUUAAAAGAAACAGAUUCAAAGUUACAACAGCUUCAAUAUGAAGAACAUGAAUUAUUCCAAGAUAUUGAUGGUAUCGAAGAUUCCAACUAUAAAAAGAAGAAGGUUUCACAAGCGAAAAAGCUCAAGAAGGAAUUUCAAACGAUUGCUAAUGAAAAGCAACAAAUUAUGCAAAGAAAUAAAGAUAUGGACGAAGAAUACACAUCGUUUCACGAACAAUUAAAGGAUUUGGAGUUUGUUAUUCAGCAAUUAUUGUUGAUCUCCAAGCAAUACGAUUUUAGCGAUGAAAUUGGGAGACGUAAAAUGUUACAAAUAAUAAGAUCCUCGUUGGCCAAUGAUAAAUUGUCUGAUAAAUUAAUUGAAAGUUCUUUAAAGGUAUUGAGAAAAAUAUCUAUAAAUGAGAGAGACUUUUUAGCAAUGUGUACAGAAAUUGUUACUGAUAUUCGUGACUCUUAUAUGGAUGAAAAUGACGAAGAUACAUUCCACUCUGCUAUUUCCGGGUUUCGUAAUAGUGAUAGUGAAGAUGAGGAAGACGAAGAUAAUGAUAAACAAGAGGAAAUUGGUGAAGAUGCUAAUGAGGAUAUGGGUAGAAAUGGUAGCCAACUGCACAAAAAGCGUAAGAAGCAACCGAAACAAGCGCCAGAUGAUAUCAUAAUCCAAUGUUUAUUGAUAACUCAACAUUUAUUAGAACUCACUGAAGAGUCAUUAGAAAAUAACUAUUCUUUGGGAUCAUUAAUUGAAAGUUUAGUACGCCCAGCAGUAUUAAGAAACGAACAACCUGUCAUAAGAUCGUUAGGAUUAAAAUGUUUGGGUUUAUUUUCAUUAUUAGAGAAACAGCUAGCAAUUGAGAACUUAUACUUAUUCGGUAUGGCGGCCACAAAAGCUGACGAAGAAUUACGAAUAAUUUGUGUGAAGAUAAUUGUUGAUAUUUUAUCUACUUACGGUGUUUCAGUCUUGGAUAUUGAAGGAGGUGUCGAUUCUCUUUCUUUAGCAAGAUUGUUUUAUAAAAUUUUAAGAAUUUAUGAGAUGCCAAACUUACAAUGUGUUGUUGCGGAAGGUCUAUGCAAAUUAUUUUUGGCCGAUAUAUUGACUGAUUUUGGUAAGGGAGGCAAGCUCAACGUUAAUAAUGAUGACGACGAAGAGGUAGUUGAUGAAGAUGAAGAUGAAGAUGAUGAGGGUGAUGAUGAAGAUCUGGAAGCUAAAAAUGAAAGGAAGGCAAGGAAAAUAGGAGCCAGAGAAAAGAAAAAAGAAGAAGACCAAGAGAAGCAAUUAUUCGAAACCUUGAUUUUGACGUAUUUCCAUCCGUUGAAUAUAGAUAAUCAUGCAUUAAGGCAAACUCUAGCCUUCUGCAUACCUGUUUAUGCGUUUAGUCAUCCUACUCACCAGGAUAAAGUGGCCAGCAUUAGCGGGGACUGUUUCUUUAGAAUGUUUAGAGAUGGUGGAGAGUUUUCGAAGUACGAAAAUAUUGCGUCGCCUACUUCCAUUAUUCAACAGUUGAUUCAUUGGUGUGAUCCAAACAAUCUUGUGAAUUUGACGCAAGUAGAGAUCAAAAAGUCACCGGCACAUUUUUGGCAAUCAAUGGGAUUCCUCCAAGCAGUUGAACAAGAUACUCCUAAGAGUAUUAAGAAGAUCAUCAUAAAUAACUUAAACAAGCUUUAUAUCACCGAAGAACUUGGUUCAACGAUUCUAAAAGGUUUACUAAAUGCAAUUGAAGAUACCAAGUCCAUGAUUGAAUCUAACCAACACGACCCAGAUUUCAUAUUUGAUGCGUUAACAGAGAAGAAUUUUGAUAAAUUCCAUCAAUCGAUAAAAGACUUGAUUGGCAAGGCUGAACAGAUGGAGGCCGAAAAUUCGAAGAAUGAACAAAAAAAUCUGUUUAUCUCGGAAAAGAGUUUUCAACUGAAUAAUUCUCUUGUUCUAAACAAAGAUUCAUUACUUGAGUUAGAUGAAUCCGCCGGAGACAAGCAUGAAAAAUCGGACUUAGAUGAAAACCAGGCUGAAGAGUCAAACAACGAUGCGGAAAAGGUUGAAGAGAAUUUGCAAGAAAUUGACAGAAUGCUUGAUGAGGAGGAAAACAUUGAUUAUCACCUUCCAAUGGACACGGAUUAG